Molecule: messenger RNA, 339 nt
Organism: Prunus armeniaca (apricot)
Lineage: Eukaryota; Viridiplantae; Streptophyta; Magnoliopsida; Rosales; Rosaceae
Source: the annotation of a GenBank genome assembly
AUGGAGUUACUUGUGGUUGACGGGGUGAAGUUGAUGAAUAGACGGGUCAUGUACGACUACAACAAAGGUUCAUUCCACACUUGGGAUGGAAGAAGGACUGCCCCCCUUUCGAAUUCCUCAUCAAUCGGAUCGUUGACCACAGGAUCUUCAUCAUUGUCGCUACUUUCCCCUGUUCCCCCCCUUCUUCCAAAAAGUGAACCAAACCAAACAAAACCCACCAACCAAAAGAACACACCCACCAACAACCAGCCCAACCACAAGUCCAAUGUUCAAUGCGCCGAGUAUGUGAGGACUGUGCGACUUCACAGAGCCUCACUGAGGAAGAAAUCUAAAAAGUAA